Molecule: messenger RNA, 1608 nt
Organism: Nanorana parkeri
Lineage: Eukaryota; Metazoa; Chordata; Amphibia; Anura; Dicroglossidae
Gene: CA6
Product: carbonic anhydrase 6
Exons: 9
Coding region: 25-1608 (527 amino acids)
Molecular function (GO): carbonate dehydratase activity; zinc ion binding
Source: RefSeq, a predicted model, not a curated record
CAAGACACACACUCUACACCAGCCAUGAGGUGCUCCAUGCAGCUGAGCCUCUGUCUACUUCUCUCUCUCUGUUUGCAAUGUCACUCCCAUGUGGUGGAAUGGACAUACCAAGAAGGAGAGCUGGAUGAAGCAAAUUGGGGGAAAAAGUAUCUGCUAUGUGACUCAAACCAUCAAUCUCCCGUCGACAUCCAAAAAAAGAAAGUUGCAUACAACAGCAAAAUGUCUGUAUUUGAACUUGAAGGGUAUGAAGGACCAAUGAGUGGACACUUCAAGAUCUCCAAUAAUGGUCAUUCAGUGCAGAUAGAACUCCCACCCACAAUGAAAAUUAUAAAAGGGCUCCCCCAUGUGUACACUGCGGUACAGAUGCACCUACAUUGGGGUGGCCUUGACCUGGAAACUAGUGGCUCAGAGCAUACUAUUGAUGGAUUGAGGUACAUGGCAGAGCUGCACAUUGUGCACUAUAACUCAGAGUUAUACAAUAGCUUUGAGGAAGCCAAUGAUAAGCCUAAAGGCCUAGCUGUGCUAGCAUUUCUUUAUGAGGAUGGCCACUUUGAAAACACAUACUAUAGUGAGCUCAUUUCCAAGCUUGCUACGAUUCGCUAUGCAGGCCAAAUGACAGAAGUAAAAACUCUUGAUCCUCUGGCAAUGCUUCCUGACAACUUGGACAACUUCUAUCGUUACCAGGGUUCUCUGACCACUCCACCCUGUACGGAGAAUGUGCUGUGGACCGUGUUUGACUCAAAAGUUAUGCUAUCUCAAAACCAGAUCAAGCUACUGGAAAACACUCUGCUGGAUUGGCACAAUAACACCUUACGUAAUGAUUAUCGCCAUGCUCAGCCUCUCAAUGACCGUGUUGUAGAAUCAUCUUUCCGGGUAAAAAUGCCAAAAGAAGUAUGUCAACAUGACAUCAGCACUAAACUGAGCUUGAUUGAGACUGAAAUUCUAGAUGUGAAGAAACGUGUGAUAACUGAUCCUCUGAAGGGUCGUUCAGGUCCUUCUGCUGUACCAUUCUAUCCAUCUUUCCACUUUUCCAAGAAGCACCCAGCUUCUUAUGUUGAAAUCCAGCUUUCAGAACCACUCCAGUUGACCAAUUUCACGCUUUGUGCAUGGUUAAGAACAAAACCUGAAGGCAUCCAAAAAUUAUUUACCUAUUCCACGAUAGAUUCUGAAAAUGAGCUUGUCCUGAGUGUAGGGUCUGAUGUUAGGCUGUGGGUGGGAGGGACACUGGUUGACUUCAAGAUACACCAUACAUCUGAAGACUGGGUGCAUUACUGUAUGCGAUGGGACUCAGCCACUGGAAGAACAGAGCUAUUUGUGAGUGGCCUGCAAGGCAAGGAGCUGACUGUCCAAAAAGGGUACACAGUGAAACCGGGAGGAUUAGCUCUUCUGGCAAAGGAACGAUCUGAUCUCAUAGGAAUAUAUAACACUGGUUUCUAUGGAAUAUUAAGUCAUCUCCAUCUUUGGAGUUCUCUACUAAGUGCUGAAGAGAUUAUGUCCUUAAGCAAGUGCCAAGCUGUUGGUCUUAAAGGAAAUAUCAUAUCCUGGGGGGAGACUACCAUGAUUGUAGCAGGAGGGGUUAUUCUCGAGCAAGAUAACAGCUGUAAGUAA